GAUCUCAGAAGGAGUAAAAAAAAAAAAGAAAAAAAAGUGGAAGAGUGAAAAGAGGAACAGGGGAGGGGAGGGGAGGGGAGGGUAGGGAAAAAGGUGGAAGGUGUGUAGAAGGAUGAAAUUGAUUCCACAGGUGUGGGAAGUGUGUCGCUAACAGACAACAUUAUAGAGAAAUAAACAUACUUCCAAAAAAUAUGCAGCCUCGCACGCCUCUCUUUGCAGGCGCUGCCUCCUUCUUUCUCACCACUUAGUCCUUUUCUCUUCACCCUAUCCCUCCCGCUUCUUCUUCUUCUUCUUCUUCAUCACGCAAGCCAUGCCGACCUUUUCUGCCAUAGCCUUUGAUAGGUUGAUAGAGCCUGGAGCUUCCAAGCCUGCACCUCAUAGAUCUGUUCCGGCUUCGAUGCCUGUCCCAAGGAAGCUUGAGAGGAGAAGUAGUGAACCAACCCCAAAAAAGAAGGCCCCUCCUCCUCGUCCUCAGUUAAAGCCAGCACUCUAUGCCACUCCUGAGGUGACGCCACUUCCGGAUUCACCCUCUUCAUUUCCUCCUUCACCUUACAUCAUCAAUCACAAACGCCGUGGACCCCGCCUACAGAAGAGUUUCUCUGAGGUCAAUGUGCAGGACAAGCAGAAGGGUCUUGAAGAUGAAAAUGCUAAUAGUAAAAGCAAUAAUGAUGAUGUGGUUCCCAGUUCAGCUGGUGAUCUCCAGGCCUCCUAUACAAACAUUGAACCUGUUAAGGAGGAGCAGGAGAAUAGCGGACAUGAUACCAACCACAGUAGCAAUGGUGGUGACCUUGGGUUCGGACAUAGGGAAAGUGAAAUUAGUAGCAUUUCUAAUGGAUCACACGUGGAUAAAGUAGUGGCAUUGAAUUUGGAAAGAGAUGGUGAGAGUGAAGACUUUUUUGAUCCGCAUGAUUCAAUGAGUUUAGCAAGUUACACAGAUGGUGAGGAUAAUACAGGUACAGAACGUGCUGUGAAACUCAGUGCUCCUGGUGGGGAGUUUUUUGAUGCUUGGGAAGAACUCUCUUCUGAAGGUGGGACUCAAAAUUCUCAAUGUGAUGUCGAAGCUGAAUUGUGUGAAAUAAGGUUAAGUCUAUUGAUGGAGAUAGAGAAGCGGAAGCAAGUUGAAGAAUCCCUUACCAGCAUGCAAAGCCAGUGGGAGAGAAUUAGGCAAGGAUUAUAUCUUUUGGGGAUUGUUUUGCCUGCCGAUCUUAUUGAUAUUGCUGAGAGUGGGCAGCAGAUUUCUGAUCCUGUUGAAGAUAUAUGUCAGCAAGUUUGCAUUGCUAGGUUCAUAUCAAACAGCAUUGGGAGAGGAACUGCCAGGGCAGAAGUGGAGACAGAGAUGGAAGCUCAAUUAGAAUCAAAGAAUUUUGAGAUUGCUCGACUAUUGGAACGUCUUCACUGUUAUGAGACCAUGAACAGGGAAAUGUCUCAGAGGAACCAGGAAGCAGUAGAGAUGGCACGGCGGGAGAGACAGAGAAGGAGUAGGAGGCAGAGAUGGAUUUGGGGCUCUAUUACUACUGCCAUUGUACUUGGUGGUACAGCUGCAAUAGCAUGGUCUUAUCUCCCUGUAAGUAAAGGAUCGACUUCUGCAGACCAUGAUCUGGUUCCAGAUACUGAUGAUGCAACCAACUGAUACACCAACUAUACCAUCAACACCAACUUGAUUGCCGAGUGAUGGUAGGAGAGGAGAAUAAAAAUUUUACGUGCUACUACUGUGUGGCAAACAGAUCUCUUACUUGAUCAAUUACAAUUUUCCGGCAUUCUGAGUAAUGUGCAUAGUAUAUUGGGCCUUUCACUGGAAUCUAGCUAGUAAGGUGAAGGGUUUUAGUCUGAGUUGAAAUAAUACCGCAUAGUUUCCUAUGGAUUCUGUGAGCAAAGUAUUUGUUUCACCUUAUACUUUUCACAGAGCACAUUUACAAUACAUUCUUUAUGCUUGUUUCUCCAAGCAUUUUAUACCACUGAAGAAAUUUGACACUUGGUGUUGCUGAACGUGCAUGAUCUAUUAUUAGAAUUCUCCUUUCCAAUCUGAGUGUUUCUGUAGUGUUUCAUCAGUUGUGUUUCAUGAACAAACGUAUCGUAGUAAUCUGCUAAGCGACUAUUUUUGUCCAAGAUGGAUGGAGUUUUUUUUUUUCGUUAGCGCUUGAAAUAAGAUAUGGCAGAUUGUAAUACUUCUAUAAACUAGUGGUGAUCCCGUUGCUAAAGAAGGCUGUUGAUACAGCUAUACAUUUGUUAAGUGAUAGGAAAUUCACAUUUUUUUUAUCAAUUUAAUAUUCUUUUUGGUGCUUUUAGACUUUAUAUAUAUGGCCAUCCUAGUGAUGCAACUCUCGAUUGGGUAAGAUGAAGAUGUAUUUAAAUUUGAAAUGAAAUGAACUUAAAUAAUUU
Molecule: messenger RNA, 2379 nt
Organism: Abrus precatorius (Indian licorice)
Lineage: Eukaryota; Viridiplantae; Streptophyta; Magnoliopsida; Fabales; Fabaceae
Exons: 4
Coding region: 311-1630 (439 amino acids)
Source: RefSeq, a predicted model, not a curated record